Messenger RNA from Loa loa (African eye worm), 468 nucleotides. RefSeq lists its product as hypothetical. Lineage: Eukaryota; Metazoa; Nematoda; Chromadorea; Rhabditida; Onchocercidae. The transcript has 2 exons. The record is from RefSeq and is a predicted model, not a curated record. The coding region runs from base 88 to 468 and encodes 126 amino acids.
GUGACGAAUUUGUUUUGUUAUAGAAUAUUUGCGCAUACGUAUGUAUUAAUAGCAUAUCAGGCGACAUAUGUUGAUCAUUGUCAAUAUAUGUCACUUCCAUGGGAAUGUUUCAUGAUGCGAACACCGAUUACUUUGACAUUACUCCUAAAUGCGGCUUCGACACCUGCAAUAGUUAUCGAGAGAAUUGUUGCCACACAUUUUUCAUCCAGAUAUGAGAAAUUUGGCAAAAGUAUCGCUGUUAUACUUGUCAUAGGACAGUUAGCCAUUGGUGUUGGAAGUUUUCUGUUUAUUGUUAGCAAUUUUAAAAUAUUCGAUACGGAAAAAGUGGUUUACUGCUCAACGGCUAAUGAAGGAAAUGCACUAAAAUCUGCCAUCAUUUUCGGCUUUUAUAUGACCAUCGAUAUGCUUUCUGCUUUAUCCUUUCCAGUUUUAUUUUACAUUAAUAAGGAAAUUUUUGCCAUUUUCUAG